AUGCCUGGAGCCGACAAGAGAUCAAAGAUUAUUGUUCAUUUCUCGGGUACUUUUCUCGGAAAAAAGACAUUGAAUAUAGGAUUCAGGUCUUUAAUCGCAGAUUGGAAAGACAUAACAUUUAUAGAUUUAACUACAGAUUGGAGAGGUCCAGCAUUCGGAGAUUUAACUGUAAAAAACUAUGUAUAG
Messenger RNA from Dentiscutata erythropus, 186 nucleotides. The record is from the annotation of a GenBank genome assembly. NCBI's taxonomy places the organism in Eukaryota, Fungi, Glomeromycota, Glomeromycetes, Diversisporales, Gigasporaceae.